AUGAGGUGGUAUGGAGUUCUGUCGAUACUCGCCUCUCUCCUCCUUCCGACGCGUGCCAUAUUCGCCGACGAUGCCUUUCACAUAGACUAUCACCAUGCCCUCCUGGGUAGCCCUCAGGCACACGCUACCUUCUUCCACAAACCCCAGACCUCUACGAAUGCAUCCCUCCUUUACACAAUUUCCGACAAGGCCGUCUUAGGCGCAGUCAACCCCAAAGAUGGCUCAUUGCUUUGGCGCCAACCCCUCGCGGGACGUCCUGUCAAUAAUGCGUCCAGUUCAUUUCUGGUCGCUGGAGAAAGAGACGGUCAGAUCAUCAGUGGAUAUGGUAGAACUGUGGCCUGCUGGGAUGCGUUGAAUGGUCGUCUUGUGUGGGAUUACACUGUUCCCGAAGGGACCACGAUCCAUGGCCUGCAGGCCAUUCCGGUUGGAGGCUCAAACACAAACGAUCUCCCUCAAGACAUUCUGGUCCUGGCCACCCCCGACCACUCAAAUGCCCACGCUAUUCUCAGUCGCAUCGCUGGUGACGGAAGCGGGACGAGAUGGGAGCACAAGGAUUCCAGUCUUUCCCCCAGCUCGUCCGCGUCGAUUGCCGCGUCUUCGCAGCACGUUUACUAUAUCACCAAGUCUCAUGGUCUGUUGGCCAGCAGCAAGGCCAAGGUUGUCACAUUGGAUGGUACUACUGGGCACGAAGCUGGCCAGACCAGCGUCGCGGUUGACUCGGAUCCAUUGGGUGAUGGCGGCGAAUACUCCACGGCCUCAUGCUCAGGAUUCCCUUUCUUGAUUUCCGCCGACAAGGGUUCCAAGUCGGUGAAAUUUAGCCUUCUGACAAAUCCAAACCCAAAGGUUGUGGGCCUCACGCUCGACGACAAAGGUGAAGAUAUUGAAGACAUAACUGUGCACCAUGCCUGCGAUGUUACUGCACCGACACAUUUCCUCCUUCACAUCCGAGGCAAGACAUGCCAAUGGGCAGAAAUAUAUCAUGUGGAUGUCAAGUCAGGCGGAGCCACGAGAGCGUAUCUUUUGCCUGCCACAGAAGAGAAGAGCGCUUUUGCCGCCACCGGCAGUGGUUCGAGUGUGUAUUUCACACGCAGUACAGAGUCUGAGGUCAUUCUGUACUCGUCCGAAUCCCACGGCCAACUUGGACGAUGGCAGAAAACCAGUUUUCGGGCAACCCCAGGCAUUUCUCCUUCCCACACAGUUGCCGAGGUUGUCAGCAAGGGGAAAGCUAGCUUUGCUGUUCGCUUAGCCGAGACCUCACAGAGCGGCAAUUGGUCCUUGGUCCGCAAUGGGGAACUGCUGUGGACAAGACCUGAGAUGUUGGCCUAUGUAAACAUUGCAGCUUGGGCAGAAGAUGCUGGUCCGGACGCUUUGGCAGAGGAACUCGAUCUCGAAUCGUCGGUUAACCCUCUGACAGGCUACAUUCACCGGGUCAAACGCCAUCUUACUGAUCUCGUCAGCCUGCCUAGCUACCUUCAGGGCGUCCCAGAAACGAUUGUGAAAUCGUCCCCCGAGUCAGAUGCCAUUGCCCGCCGAAACCUCGUCGGGACCAAAACAGUCAUCCUUGGCUCCCGUCGACAUGAAUUGAUCGCAUUGGACGCCACGAAUGCCGGCGUCUUUCAGUGGCAAACCGAUCUUUCAUCCCACAUAUCUCCCGGCGCGGAGAUGAAAUCCAUCGUUGUGGACGAGGGAAGGGCACAUGUCUAUCUAUCUGACGGCGCUUUGAUCGUCAUCAAUGCCUCUAAUGGGAAGGUCAUCGAACAUCAGUCUGGACAUGGCCCACUUUCAAACUUGGUUCGCAUUCCUGGUGGUCCUGCACCGGCCGCAAUCAAGGUCGAGGCGGAUGGCACGCCCCGCCCUGCAGAGGAUAGUGCUGCAGUGCAUCCUUUGGAAGGCAACACCGUGGUGACCAUAAGCGACGAUGGGAAGGCUUUCGGCUGGGCUAUAGGUCAGAGUGUCGAGAAAACCUGGGUGCUCGAGCCACGAGACGGUACUAAGAUCAUUAAUGCAGUGGCGCGCGCAGAGCACGAUCCUGUGGCAUCCAUUGGAAAGGUUCUGGGUGACAGAUCCGUUCUGUACAAAUAUCUUUCCCCGAAUGUGGCACUCCUGAUAGCCGAGUCACAUUCCGACUUGACAAUCUACUUGAUCGAUGCUGUCACCGGUGCCGUCCUCCACACAUCAACCCACCAGGCUAUUGUGCCGGGCACGGAUAUUCCCGCCGUCAUGUCCGAGAACUGGUACGCUUAUUCAUUCACAAGUCGAGAUCCGGCCACGGAAGGCAUCGCCACGCAACUGGUCAUUGCUGAACUCUACGAAUCAUCAAUCCCCAAUGACCGUGGACCUCUAGGAUCUCGCACGAAUUUCUCCGAAUUCUCAGUCGAUGCGGGCGUUAGGCCCCAUGUCAUCUCUCAAGCUUUUACGAUCCCAGAGCCGAUUUCCAGCUUGGCGGUUUCGCAGACUGCGCAGGGCAUCACGACACGCCAAGUGCUGGCCACAUUACCAAAUUCAAAUGCAAUCGUCGGCAUUCCCCGCGAGAUACUAGACGCUCGAAGACCGGUUGAUCGUGACCCAACGGCCAGUGAGCGAGAAGAGGGUUUGAUGCGGUAUUUCGCGAAUCUCGAGCUGGACCCCAAGCAUUUCCUGACCCAUGCUCGCGAGGUGGUCGGCGUUCGCAAAAUCAUGGCAUCCCCGAGUUUGUUGGAGAGCACCAGCGUAAUUUUCGCAUUUGGGCACGAUGUGUUCGGCACACAAAUUGCGCCCAGCCUGGCCUUUGACGUGCUAGGGAAAGGGUUCAACAAAGGUCAGCUCGCUCUUACCGUGGUGGCUCUAUUCGCCGGGGUUCUCGCUCUCAGGCCCCUAGCUCGGAAAAAGACUGUAGAAGGCAGAUGGGGGCAGUGA
Capronia epimyces CBS 606.96 is the source of this 2895-nucleotide messenger RNA. RefSeq lists its product as uncharacterized. Gene Ontology annotation, molecular function: protein binding. NCBI's taxonomy places the organism in Eukaryota, Fungi, Ascomycota, Eurotiomycetes, Chaetothyriales, Herpotrichiellaceae. Gene Ontology annotation, biological process: protein folding in endoplasmic reticulum. Gene Ontology annotation, cellular component: EMC complex. Bases 1 to 2895 code for a protein of 964 amino acids. The transcript has a single exon. The record is from RefSeq and is a predicted model, not a curated record.